Molecule: messenger RNA, 1171 nt
Organism: Anoplophora glabripennis (Asian longhorned beetle)
Lineage: Eukaryota; Metazoa; Arthropoda; Insecta; Coleoptera; Cerambycidae
Product: gametocyte-specific factor 1 homolog
Exons: 6
Coding region: 246-878 (210 amino acids)
Source: RefSeq, a predicted model, not a curated record
UUCUAUAUAAUCUGUGUCAGUGUCACCUUUCCAAUAUUUCAGUGUUGUUUGUUGAUGACUACUGAACUUUCUAAAAUUCUAAUGCAGUUCUAUUAUAUGUUUUGUGUACGCAGUACGCUUAUGCAGUAAUCAAUGUAAUGGUAAUAUUGGUAAUAGCAGAGUUAACAGCAAAAGGUUGCAAAUAAUUGGAAAUUUGGAGAAAACUGGUAAUUGGCUGUUUGACGUGAAUUCAUCGACAAAACAAAAUGGAUUUACUGACGGACCCAGAAGAAAAAAUUAUGUGCCCAUAUAACCCUGCUCAUCACAUCAUGAGAAAGCGCAUGAAUACGCACCUUUCUAAGUGCAAAAGGAAUUAUCCAGAAUCUAAAUUAGUAGAAUGCGACUUUAAUGUAAACCAUAAGGUCCCAGAACCAGAGCUACAGUACCAUCACGAGAAUUGUCCAGAUAGACGUAAAAUCGAGCACACUGUUUACCAUGAAGAAGGAGUACCCAUUAACAAGUUUCCUGUACACAAUAUUGAAGUACAAGCAGAUGAAUCAUGGGAUAGUUACGAUGUUCCCUCAUAUGAUCCUGUGAAAUAUUGCGAAACAAAUGUGGUUAUCCGUCGCAUGGACGUGGCAUCCGCCGCAGUAAGAAAGAACUUUAGAAUGGAGGAGCGGCACAGAUUGAAUGAACUGUCAAUCAACAAACCUAUACCGUCAUCUUCAAUUCAGCCACAACAAUCAAACAGAAAUCAUCCUGGAGCUCGAAGGAAUCUUCCUGAAAUCCCAAGAGGUACAGUUGCAGAAGAUACUCCCGAGUCGGUGGCCGAGAUCAUGAAUAGGAUCGUUAUAGGAAAAGACAAGGCGUUCAUUCCUAAGCCGAGAGCGGGACAGUGAAAUGCAGUAUGAAAUUGGUUCAUGUUUCGACGAUUAUUUACUUUCAAUAUGAUUCUUUUAUCCCAAUAAUUAAUUUUCAGUGUAAAACGGUGUAUCUUUCUUUUUAGAAUAUAUUUUAUUUAGUGUUAGUUUUUCUGUAUCAUAAGUAUAAUUCUAAGAAUAAUGGUGUUUGUUAUUAGAAUAUAUUUUAUUUAGUGUUUUUCUAUAUCGUUCAUAUGUAUCCAAGUGCUAGAGUUUGUAAAUGUUGGAGUGGGUAACAAAUUUAUUCUACUUAAUAAAUUACUUUAACAAAA